This is a messenger RNA of Varanus komodoensis (Komodo dragon), 1397 nucleotides long. Its product is annotated as elongation factor 1-alpha, somatic form-like. The transcript is spliced from 7 exons. Lineage: Eukaryota; Metazoa; Chordata; Lepidosauria; Squamata; Varanidae. Gene Ontology annotation, molecular function: GTP binding; GTPase activity; translation elongation factor activity. The coding region runs from base 1 to 1383 and encodes 460 amino acids. Gene Ontology annotation, biological process: translation; translational elongation. The record is from RefSeq and is a predicted model, not a curated record.
AUGGGGAAAGAAAAGACCCAUAUCAACAUUGUGGUAAUUGGCCAUGUGGAUUCUGGGAAAUCUACGACCACCGGCCAUCUCAUCUAUAAGUGUGGCGGCAUCGACAAAAGAACCAUUGAGAAGUUUGAGAAGGAAGCUGCUGAGAUGGGGAAGGGCUCCUUCAAGUAUGCCUGGGUGCUGGACAAGCUGAAAACGGAGCGGGAGCGCGGCAUCACCAUCGACAUCUCGCUGUGGAAGUUUGAGACCACCAAGUACUACAUCACCAUCAUCGAUGCGCCCGGCCACAGGGAUUUCAUCAAGAACAUGAUCACGGGCACCUCCCAGGCAGACUGUGCCGUGCUGAUUGUGGCUGCCGGUGUGGGUGAAUUUGAAGCCGGCAUCUCCAGGAGUGGGCAGACCCGGGAGCACGCGCUGCUGGCCUACACGCUGGGGGUGAAGCAGCUCAUUGUGGGGGUGAACAAAAUGGACUCCACAGAGCCCCCCUACAGCGGCAAGCGCUACCAGGAGAUCACCAAGGAAGUGAGCACCUACAUCAAGAAGAUUGGCUACAACCCUGCCACGGUGGCCUUCGUGCCCAUCUCGGGCUGGCACGGAGACAACAUGUUGGAAGCCAGCUCCAAGAUGCCGUGGUUCAAAGGCUGGAAAAUAACCAGGAAGGAUGGGACUGUGGCUGGAAUAACUCUGAUGGAAGCUCUGGACUCCAUUGUUCCUCCAUCCCGCCCCACGGACAAGCCUCUCCGCUUGCCUCUUCAGGAUGUUUACAAGAUUGGGGGCAUUGGCACUGUCCCAGUAGGCAGGGUGGAGACAGGUGUGAUGAAGCCUGGCAUGGUGGUAACCUUUGCCCCCAGCAAUGUCACCACGGAGGUGAAGUCAGUAGAAAUGCACCAUGAGGCACUGGCAGAAGCCUUGCCAGGUGACAACGUGGGCUUCAAUGUGAAGAACGUGUCAGUGAAGGACAUCCGUCGUGGGAACGUGGCUGGUGACAGCAAGAAUGACCCUCCCGUGGAAGCUGGGAGCUUCACAGCCCAGGUUAUUGUACUGAACCACCCGGGGAAAAUUCAAGCCGGCUAUUCUCCAGUGCUGGACUGUCACACAGCCCACAUAGCUUGCAAGUUUGCUGAGCUGAGGGAGAAGAUCGACCGCAGGUCUGGCAAAAAGCUGGAGGACAACCCCAAAGAACUGAAGUCGGGGGAUGCGGCCAUUGUCCAAAUGGUCCCUGGUAAACCCAUGUGCGUGGAAUGCUUCUCAGACUACCCUCCACUUGGUCGUUUUGCUGUCCGUGACAUGAGGCAGACAGUGGCCGUGGGAGUCGUCAAGGCUGUUGAGAAGAAAGCUGGUGUGGCCAAAGUGACCAAGUCAGCAGUGAAAGCUAGCAAGAAGUAGAGGCCACGCAGAAA